UAAGGCCAAGAGGGCCUUAAAAACCUGCAGAGCACACAGCUGGAGCACUUGCGGACCUUGACUACGGCAUCAAAUCGGCCAGAUACGUCACCUGAAAACUGCUCCCUCCAUAACUAUUUUCCGAGAAAGUAUCAGCAGCACACACAACUUCAUGUUUAUGUAUGUGAAGUUAAGACAAAGAUCCAAGGUCUGUGUCUGGAAGCAAUCAUCUUGUCCAGCCCCCCCCCACCCUAACCUCCUCCCCAUGAUGUCAUCGAAGCUGUAGUUCCGGGAGAAUUGGGGGAUUUUUCUGAGGGACGGUUUUCUCAAACUCUCUCCUUUUCCUUGACAGUUUGUACAUUUCAAAUAGGCAAUCGCCAUCUUGUGUGUGUGUGUUUUUUUUUUGUUUGGUUGUUUUUACAAUUUUUUUUGUACCUAUUCCCUCGACACAAGCAAAGUCUAGUUGAGGUUGAAAUGUUUACACUCCAUCUGUUUAUCUGGACGUCACGAAGGGGGGAGUGGAGUCGUUUUGGUCUCUUUAUGAGGCGGCCAAGGGCAGCCCCUGCCUGCACACACCGCGCAAAAACAACAAUCCAACAUAUUUCGAUACCCAAACGCAUACUCUGGCUUGCUUUUGUUUUACAGAGACCAGCGGGAGUUCUUUUCUUACGGUUCGACGCGCCAGGUGUAUUUUCCAUCUCUUGCUAUGGACCGCAGUAUUGCGUUUCUUGAAGAAACAAAAAAAAAAAAAUUUAUUCUUGACAAGUAAAUCAUCUGCGUAACGUCAAAUACACGAAGCAAACUUCCCUCCUUGAUGUAAAUCAUGAGGAUACACUCGUUUCAGCGAUUCCCCCGGCAUUUUGAUUCAGUUCUCGCUUCUGCAAUAUCUUGAACCACCAGAGAGGGCAGCAGAGAUGCCAGAUGCUGCAAAGUAACACCGAGGCUGCAACUCCCUUCCUCUCCACCACCUCCUCCCCUCUCAGGGGAGGUGGGAAGGGUCUCCCGUCUGAUCCUUUGUCACGGGAAGACUUUGGGGUUUUACUCUGCCGUUGCCUCCGAGCGGGGACAAGAGGAUUUCACCUCCACCCAACAGAGAUUGCAACUAUGUCAACUAAGCAAAGCGCAGCUGAAUCCUGACGCCGGCUGAAUCAAAGGACGGAGGUCAGCCAGAUGAGCAGGAUGCUUCCUCAAAGGGCGGCGGUGAGCACGCUGGCUUACGGCUCAGACUGCGUGAAGCUGGAGCCGAGCGGCAGCGGUCCGGGCGGUGGGACCUUACUCAGGGGCUCCCGCUCUAAGGCAGAGCUGCAGGAGUUGAUGGAGACGCUGCAGCGCAGGAAGAGCGCCCUGGAGGCCAGUCUGAGGGCGGCCGAGUGCAGCCGCAAGUAUUUCAAUCUGCCUUCGCCCGGCGGACCCCAGUCCAAACGGCCGCUGUCCAUCCUGGGAAACGGCGAAUACCAGCCGCCUUCCUCGAGAAACUUCUCUUACGUGACCAGCAGCAGCGUGCCCCCCUCGCCUCGCCAGGGCGAGCGGCAGUUCAGCCCCAACGGUUUGCUGCGUCACCCAAACGCUCGCCACCAAUCGCAAGACAGCCUGUUUCACCCGGCGGAUGGGAGCUCUCUCAUUUCCCCUUAUGGCGAACCUCUACCUCGCUCCCCGAGGGUCAAGAGCGGCACGGCUAGCGUGCCCUCGAGCCCUCGAUCGGGCCGGAGACUCCACUCACACAGCAAAGCCGUAAGUGACUCCAGGCAGAGGAAAUACUCCACGGGUUCCCUCAACAGUCUGGGCAUGCACAGCCGCUCCCUACCCCGCCUCCACAAUCCAGCCGAUCCUCCUAUUUUAUCCCUGCCGCCUCAUCUCCAGAGAGCGGGGCGCUCGGCGGCGGCUCGUCGCAGUCUCUCCUCCCUUGAGCAACCGCCGGAUGUGACCGUACCGGCCGGCAUGCCUAAUACGCCCAGGAGGGCCAGCCUGGCCUCACUUAGCUCGCUAGGUGUCGAGGUAGACGGCCCGAAUUUGGACGUGAGCUUUGGGGAGCGGAGCUUAUCGUUUGGGAAAGCGGGGCUGAGUCCAGGACAAAGGGUGGGCAGCAUCACGUCUUUGAAUGGAAAAGAGGAGUUGAGAGACUAUCACCAGCACCAGAGAGACGAGAGGCUCAGGGAGCAGAAAGUGCACAAAUUGGAGAGCCAGCGGCUGGAGACCAUCAUGAGCCUGUGUACGGAGUUUGCGCAGGUGGAGCCCGCGGCUUCGGCGGUUUCGGAUCUGCGGAAGAUCAAUAAGGAGUUGGAGAAGCUGCAGGUGUCGGACGACGAGUCGGUUUUCUCCGACUCUCCCGGCGGCGAGGCUCCGGGCAACGGCUUUGGCGCCAGGGGACGAGAUUUGCUCCUCGGUGACGAGCGGCAGGUCAGCGGUCGUCAGCAAAACGGUUACAGAGAAGUUGACUCGCCGGGUCCCGGCCUGAGCAGCAGUGCCCCCUCACCGUCCAGCAACCACAGAGCGAAGGUGUUGGAGAGUGUGCAGCUGAAGCAGGAAGUAACACACAUUGAAGAGGAGAGGAUCCAAGUUGUGAACAACAUUGAGGAGCUGGAGCAGAAGAUUAAAGACCUGGACAAUCAGAUGGAAGAGUCUGUGAGAGAGAUGGAGGUCGAGUGUGCUUUGCUGGAAGGGGAGCAAGAAUCAGAGAUGGCACAGCUGCAAAAAGAAAAUGACCUUUUGGACCAGCUUAAGGAAAAUAGUCACACUAGUGAGAAGAUUAGCCACACCGAGAAAGCACAGGAAGCAGAGGAUCAAGCAAAAAGCUUGGAGGAAUUGGAGUUUCAAAAAUUGGAGAGAGAGAUUCACCAAGAUGAGGAGAAGGAAAAUCGGGGUCAGUUACUGAGAGAAAUUGCUGACUGUCAGCGUCUCGCUAUCACACGCAAGGAGAGACUCGCAACUCUGAAGAAACAGUCCUCGCAGAUCACUUUACAGUCCCAGCAGGAAAGAGAAGACUUUCAGAGGGAAAAAAACAAUCUGCUCAUCAUGCUGCAGAAGGAGAGAGACAAGCUGGCGUCUUUGGAAGGAAAGUAUGCGGAGCUGUCUGAGAGGCAGAACUUGGCGCUCAGCAAUGGGGCCAUCAAAGAGCACAUACACUCGGUGAAGGAAAGGAGAAGAAGCGACAAGGACAACUCGGUUCAUCUGAGCGAUAACGGAACUCCGAAGAGGAGCCAGCAGAUCGUCACUCACUACGGCCGAUCUCUGGGACGCACCCUUCCGCCCAAGGCCCAUCUGCCUUUGUCGCAAAGCUCCAGCUGUGGCAGCGUCAUCCCCCAAGGGCUCAGUUUUGCCCCUCGAGACCCGAAUGGUCGCCGCCAGCCAAAAACAGGCCACACGCACAUGACUGACGGCGUACACGCCCGACAAAGAAAAAGUGAUUUUGGUAGUCGGCUGCUCUCUGAGAACAACGUUUUCCUGGACUCUUUGUCCUACCCGGACAACAGCCAGGCCUCCGACACCAUCAGUGUGGACAGCUCUGACAGUAUGGAGACCAGCUUUUCCGCAUGCUCUCCAGAUAACAUCUCCAGCGCCAGUAUGACCAACAUGGCCAAGCUUGAGGAAAUGGAGCGUUUACUCCGAGAGGCCCAGGUGGAAAAACUAAGGCUGCUUGAGCACAGGGAACGUGAAAUGGAGAUCCGCCGGCAAGCUCUGGAGGAAGAGCGAAGACGCAGGGAGGAACUGGAGAAACGCCUGCAGGAGGAGACCAACCGGAGACAGAAACUUGUGGAGAGGGAGGUGAAGCUCAGGGAGAAACAGAGAUCUCAGUCCCGACUCUUGACUCGCUACUUGCCCAUGAGGAACGACGACUUUGACCUUCAUUGCCAUAUUGAGGCGGCGGGACACAAUCCAGACGCCUGCUUCCAUCUGGCCAUCACGGACAAAACGUGCAGAGGCUUCCUUGUCAAAAUGGGAGGCAAAAUAAAGACCUGGAAGAAACGCUGGUUUGUUUUUGACCAGAAUCGCAGGACGCUCACUUACUAUGCAGACAAGCAUGAAACCAAGAUGAAAGGAGUCAUUUACUUCCAGGCAAUAGAGGAGGUGUACUAUGACCAUUUGAAGAAUGCACACAAAAGUCCCAACCCCUCGCUCACCUUUAGUGUGAAGACUCAUGACCGGGUCUACUACAUGGUGGCCCCGUCCCCCGAGGCCAUGCGUAUAUGGAUGGAUGUUAUUGUGACCGGCGCUGAGGGACACAUGCACUUCAUGGUGUAACAGAUCCAAAAAGGUCAUUUUUAUUGUUGUUGUUGUCAGAAGAGAAGAUUUGCACGAUUCCACUUCACAGUGUUUGAAUGUGACAACUCAUCCACUAUAACGUAAUCAAGUAUAAAGAUCAAAUAUGUUUUAUACCAGUCGCAUAAUUAAGCUACAGUAUUUCGUUGUUUUGUGUAUGAUAGCUACAAUUCUCUGUGACGGAACUAGAAUGGCCAUCAGUCGGAAUUGGAGUAGCUCUCCUUGCUUCGGUUUAGGGUCGUUAGUUCUAGUAUUCCACUUCAAAAUAGAAAUUGUGAAAAUCACGCUACAGGGACCACAGUUGGAACUAGAACUUGCUAACAACACAAGUGAGGGUCGAGUUUGCGGCAUGUGGAUACAUUUUCAUCGGGAGGCGACUUAGGGUGGCAAGAAAGUGGACUGCUGCAGCAAAACUUUAAAAACUAACAAACAAACAAAAUCAGUUUCCAAGCAGAUCAGAAUUAAAAAAAAAGGAAUUAGCCAAUUAUCCACAUCUUAAAUUCUUUUUUUACAUUCCUGUCAACAAACACACAAACGCAUGCAGUAACCUACUUUCAAGAAGCUCACUGGCUGUUUUGUGGUCCUGACACUAAGUCCGUGUCCUAUCUUUAUAUUUAUCUUUUGUUGUAAUCAUAAUAGCAACUUGCCAGGUGUUUUCCAUGCACUUAUGACUCUUUUAAUCAAUCAGCAUCCUGGUGAUUUGCGAAAGAAAAUUCCAUACUUUGUGUUUGCAAGAACUCACAUUGCUUCGUAUAUCUCUAUUGCAGUGGAUUUGUUUUAAUAUUCUCCGGUGUUAUAUUACCUCCUAAACGCCAGUAUUUGUGACGCAGCUGCCAGUACAGUAUUGUCAUUUUGGAAAGCAGAAACUGCGGGAGUGGCGCCCUCUAGCGGCAAUAGGAACUGAUGACAAUUUGUGAUGAGGUCAUUGUGAUCCUCGGUCCGUGAGCUCAACAUUUCAGUAUUCUUUAUCCACCAGCAGAGGCCCUCAGUGAGCAAUGUAUUUCAGCAGCAUGACGUAAUGCUUUUCUCGGUCUCUGAUGUCAAGUUUCAAUUUGAAAUGUCCCCAUUUAAGAUCAACACGCUCCUGUGUAUGAGUUGUCGAUCACAUUUAUAUAUUUUUAUAUUUCAAUAUACGUGUUUUAUAGUGUAUUUUCAAUAUGAAUUGUUUUGUUAGUCAACACGUUUUUUUAAUAGUAGGUUUCAACAACAAAAAAGGAAUAAAUUCUUUUUUAAAGAAUUUUA
Hippocampus zosterae (dwarf seahorse) is the source of this 5478-nucleotide messenger RNA. RefSeq names its product pleckstrin homology-like domain, family B, member 2a (gene phldb2a). NCBI's taxonomy places the organism in Eukaryota, Metazoa, Chordata, Actinopteri, Syngnathiformes, Syngnathidae. Gene Ontology annotation, biological process: regulation of microtubule cytoskeleton organization. The transcript has 17 exons. The record is from RefSeq and is a predicted model, not a curated record. Gene Ontology annotation, cellular component: basal cortex. The coding region runs from base 1150 to 4218 and encodes 1022 amino acids.